GCAAGGGGAGGGCGAGCGGGAGGGGCUUCAUUUCUGGAAGCUGUUUCGGGCAAUGACGUCUGAAUGGGUGCCUAACGUCAAUAUGAAAGUAGCUUGGGGUCUCUUCGUAUUGCCAUUUGAAGAGGCGUACCGGGAUGCUCCGCAAUCCAAUGGGGUCAAGGGGACGAUCUCAGAUACAUGAAAGAAGACCAUGAGGAAGAACGUUUUUCUUAAACUGCCACAUGCAGUCCAAUGAGAGCGCCGCGCACGGAUGCGCACUGCCUGGAGCUUUCAGAGGACCACCUGAGUCCUUGGGCUAGGGCGCUCGACUUCGGGCCGGCACAGGUUACUAUGGGGCUACUGAUUUUGGACGAGGGGGAAAAGAUGGUCGGUGUGGAGCAGAACAAAGGCUGCGCCAGGUGCUGGCCAACGACCCGAGCCUGCCUUCUGUCUGCAUUCGCGACCAUCAACUCGGACCUCGCCGUGACCAAGCUCGUCGAGCCCAUUCUCAGACGUCUUGAUUCCGGCACUGGCACGGGAUGUCACCUGCGGAGCACGAGGCGGCAGUACCCGAGAUUGGAUAGAGCCGGGACAAGUACGUCCGUGAUAGGACGAAGCACCACCCAGGGAGGCUGGCGGGGCUCCUUGACCGUGUACCGUUGGGGCCCGGCCGUCGAAAGGCCCUCCAAACGAUGGAGGCGGCGCCACAACCUAUUGAGGUGUCACCAGUAAAACAGGAGCCCCCAGCUCAAGAGGAGUUGCAAUCCCCUGUUUCUACAGGGGCGUCUUGACUUCAAGAGCAUCGGCCAGCCAGCCAGGUAUAAAGUCCCCUGGCAGUGUGUCGGAACGAUGAAGUCAAAAGGAAGAUGACGG
Messenger RNA from Klebsormidium nitens, 852 nucleotides. Lineage: Eukaryota; Viridiplantae; Streptophyta; Klebsormidiophyceae; Klebsormidiales; Klebsormidiaceae. The record is from the annotation of a GenBank genome assembly.